ACACACAUCACAUCAUGCAAAUCUUUUGUCAAUUUAUGACUUUAUUCUCCCAAGACAUACAAUUAAAUCAUCCAGAAUUAAAUCAAAAUACUGAUCAACUUCAACAAGAAGUAGCUUUCUUCUCUGGUCUUCAGGUCAGCCUGAUUUACAGUUUAUAUGUAACGUAUAAGCAUCCUGCGUGUUGAUUAUUAUAAGGCUGCUUUGGAGUUUAGUUUAUCAAAUUGGGUCAAUGAUUAGUUUAUCUGGCACAUUCUGUAAUAGUGUAAGGAAUAUGCUGUUCUUGACACUGACUGUUUUAUAAAAACUCAGUCUUUUCUGCAUAUGGGUCUUUGAAUAUAUUUGAAUUUUAGUGUUAAAAAUCAUAUCUUGGAAGUUAGUUAAGUCUUGGUUGUAUUGAAAAAGAACUUGAAGUUGGGUUGGUUGUAAUUUAGGUUGUUGUGAAUUAGUUUGUGUCAGUUCUGGUGGAUUUUUGAAGCAGCUAUUUGGGUUCUUAAAUUUUGGGAGUUCAUUGGAGACUUUUGUGAUCUGGGUAUUUUUUGGUUUGAAAUUUGGUGAAGAAUUGAAGGAAUUAUGUGGGUUUUGUGUGUGUAAUUGUGUAUGUAUAUAUGCAAUUUGGGUAGUUUGUGAAUUUUUGUUGAUUUGGUAUUGUGUAGAUUAGGGGGGAGCUACUAUGUGGACUUAACUUUGGUGGGUGGGGGAGGGGGGAUCGAUUGGGUUUUAAAUUAGUGGAGUAAUCUAGUUGUGUGGGUAAGUUGGUUUUAGGAGGAUGUAUGCGGUAGGGAGGUUAGGGAGCUAUAUCUCACGGGGUGUGAACACGGUUUCUGCACCGUUUCAUCCGUUUGGUGGUGCUGUCGAUAUUGUUGUGGUUGAGCAGCAAGAUGGUACCUUUAAAUCAUCACCUUGGUAUGUGCGUUUUGGGAAAUUUCAAGGAGUUUUGAAGGCAAGGGAGAAGAUUGUUGACAUUAAUGUUAAUGGUGAGGAUGCAAAUUUUCAUAUGUUCUUGGAUCAUACAGGAGGGGCUUAUUUUGUUAGGGAGGUAGAUGCAGAAGAUGGGAAGUUAUUAUUAUCAUGUACGUCUUCAUGUGAAGAAAUGGUUGAACUGGAAAGGAGACCUGCAAAGUGCAAUAGUUGGAAUGAAAGCAUUGAUUCAUCAGGCGUAGUUACCCGGCUUGAAGUAAGCAAUGGUACAGUUGUUUCCAGGUCUGGCUUCAUGGGACUUGUCUUUGGAAGGAAUUCAGUGAAAGAGAAUAGAUCUGAGAAGGAUGAGGAUGCUGCUGAAAUUAUUAGGGCAGAAUCUUUAGAGCGUGCCGAGAUUGCUGCGGAUCUGUUGGAGGUAAACUGGUCUACCAAUCUUGCCUCCGUCAAGAAAGACAAGGAUAGCGAUUCACGUGUAUCUGUGCCAGACAUGUUAGAUGGUGCAGCAAGUACAAAUGUUCCGAUAGAUAAGGAUUCUUGUUUGUUAGAAGGUGGUGCAACCAAUGUGGUUAAUAAAACAUUUCAACGCCAACCAACAGUAUACUAUGAAAUAGAUUCGUCGGAUGUUGAUUCAGAUGGCAAUGAUGAAAAAGACAAUGAUACGAUUUGUGUAAAAUCCGGUGGAGUCAUCAUGCAGGGAAUAACUUCACCUGGCCCAGAUACAAGUACUGAGGAUACUUCAGAAGUAGAAACUUUACAUGUUCUAGGUGAUAGCACUUGCAGUGAUGGGAAGAUGCAUGAUGGAAGUAGUGAAACAAAAUCACAGAACGGAGUAGUGAAAGAAAUCUCUACUGAGCCACUUGCUUUUAAUCAAAUAGAUGAUUCAGCCAAAGAAAUUGACUCGUGUAGCACACUCACCAAUAUUAGUAGCAGUGCCAAUGACCCAAUAUCUUCAGUUCAAGGUGAUGGGAAGAGGCUCCAACCACUUGGUAAACGUUUCUGUGUUUCUGAAGAAGUUGGUAUUAAAUUUGUUAAAACUGAGGAGAUGAGUAACUCAACGUCAGCAAGUUUAGAUGAAGAACAGUUCCUUUUUAGUGAUCUCGACGACUCCAAAGUAAGACACAUAGAAUGCAUGGAGGUAAUUCCUAUGAAUCUGGAAGACAAAGAAAAAGAUUUAUCAUUUACAGCAGAAGACAAUGAAUCCGUGAAUGGAUCUUCUCAUUCAGAAUUUGAGUCUCCAGUAAAUUAUACUGAAGAAGAGUUACCAGUUGAUGGUGAAGAGUCGAGAGAAGAGGCUACUGAAAUAUCUAGCCACAUUAAGAUACCUAGAAAUAAUCAAUGUUCAGGCCAGGAAAUAGAGGGAAUGGCCGAGUCUCUUCCUAACAUGCGGUCACAGUUUGAUGAAUUGGACAAAAAUAAUGCUCGUCAUACUUUAGGCCAUUCCCUUGAUUUAAAUCCCAAAUUAUCAAAGUGGGCACUGUUAAGGAAAAAUGUGGGAAGUAGCAUAAAUUCAGACGUGGGGGGCGUAAAUAGUUUAUCAAAUUUACAGCGCAUGACUAAGGAUGCUCAAGUUUUGUCAGAACUGAAAGCUACAGACACCAGCCCUGCAACUGGGGAUUCUUCUAAAACUGUUGAACUCUCCUCGAGUGGAAACUGGGGUCAAUGGCUCUUUAAAAGAUCCAGGAGCAUGAGAGAUAAACCAUUAUCUCUUGAUCGCAGAAGAAGCAUUGAUGCUGAAAUGUCUUCAGCAAGCACUGGUAGCAUUGAUGGGGAGAAAGAAGUGCUUGAUAAAGAAGUGCCCAGUAAAGAAGUUCCAAAACCCAAAGCAAAUAAGAAGAGAAUUAGGGUAGUCUCCCCAACAACUGAAGAGCUGGCAUCCUUAAAUCUCAAGGAAGGAAGGAACACCGUAACCUUCACCUUUUCAACCUCCAUGUUGGGGAAGCAGCAGGUUGAUGCUAGAAUAUACUUGUGGAGAUGGGAUGCUCGAAUUGUUAUCACAGAUGUGGAUGGGACAAUAACCAAAUCUGAUGUACUAGGUCAGUUCAUGCCAUUGGUUGGAAGAGAUUGGUCACAGACAGGGGUUGCACAUCUCUUUUCAGCUAUCAAGGAAAACGGUUAUCAAUUGCUGUUUUUAAGUGCAAGAGCGAUUUCUCAAGCUGGCCUCACCAGACAAUUUUUAUUUAAUCUUAAGCAGGAUGGAAAGGGAUUACCAGAUGGGCCUGUUGUUAUUUCCCCUGAUGGGCUUUUUCCUUCUUUGUUUAGAGAAGUUAUAAGAAGAGCUCCUCAUGAAUUCAAAAUUGCUUGCUUGGAGGAUAUAAGGGCGUGCUUUCCAUCUGACAGAAAACCAUUCUAUGCUGGCUUUGGAAAUAGAGACACAGAUGAGUUUAGCUACCUCAAAGUGGGAAUUCCCAUAGGAAAAAUCUUCAUAAUAAAUCCCAAGGGUGAGGUGGUUGUGAAUCGAUGUGAUAACAAAUCAUAUACUUCCCUACAUGAUCUCGUAAAUGGCAUGUUUCCUCCCAGGCUCUCGUCUGAACAGGAAGAUUUUAAUUCUUGGAACUACUGGAAAUUGCCCCCGCCUCUUAUUGAUUUGUGACGGUGUCUACAUAUUGUUCAUAAACUUUUCAAACAGAAGGAAGGAUACUUACUGCCAGCCCUCCAAGAGAAAGGUCAUAUUGGUUUUCCAGCUGUUAAAACUUUAAAAAAAACUCUUCAAACAAAUUAUGUGCUCUCUCUUAAAUGGCAUCAAUAUCUCUCGAUGCGGAGCUAUUUGGAUUGAGCCAUAUCUGGAAAUAUAGAAGGAACUAUAGGCUAUAUUCCGAUCUUUGUCUUUUCAUAGGACACAGUCGUGGACAAAAGGACUCGGACAAUGUGACUUCUUACUCCAGCAUAUGAGUGAGCUAUUUAAUGAUUGUGCUAUAGCUGUCGUGUCGCUGCCUAGUAGUGAUAAGCAAGUGAAAGCUUAAGAAUUUAGUAGCACGACAGUUGUCUUCAUAUUUAUAUCAGGCUUAAUUAACCGUUUGAUAGUAUUCUUGUCGUGAGGUCACUAAACCCGUUCGUGUCUCGCCACUUUUUGGUAUAAAUGCUUGGUUGUGCUAAAAAUUCGGGUUAAUCUGUCAUCAUGAGGACUUCACCACAAGGCUAGCGGAAUCCAAUAUAUAUUUGCCAAGUUUCCUGGUGAAACAUGACCUUGUUAGACGUCGAUGUGUUGAGCUUCGGAGGAAGCUUAUAUUGAAUUUUUGUAGUUAAAUUGGUUUAUAAGUACAUUGUAUAGUUUUGCUGAACGGUUCAGUCUUGUACCUUAGAAUAUCUGUAUAAAACUGUUGUAGAAGCCAACUUCUCCUUGUGUUUAAUUUACUGGUAACACAUGUUUCGAUCUCUUAUCGAAACUUUGAUCC
Molecule: messenger RNA, 4310 nt
Organism: Daucus carota subsp. sativus
Lineage: Eukaryota; Viridiplantae; Streptophyta; Magnoliopsida; Apiales; Apiaceae
Product: phosphatidate phosphatase PAH1
Exons: 10
Coding region: 767-3508 (913 amino acids)
Molecular function (GO): phosphatidate phosphatase activity
Source: RefSeq, a predicted model, not a curated record